This is a messenger RNA of Chrysochloris asiatica (Cape golden mole), 1533 nucleotides long. It is a transcript of the gene LMNTD1, whose product is annotated as intermediate filament tail domain containing 1. NCBI's taxonomy places the organism in Eukaryota, Metazoa, Chordata, Mammalia, Afrosoricida, Chrysochloridae. The transcript has 8 exons. Gene Ontology annotation, biological process: tachykinin receptor signaling pathway. The record is from RefSeq and is a predicted model, not a curated record. Gene Ontology annotation, cellular component: cytoplasm; nuclear envelope. Bases 1 to 1533 code for a protein of 510 amino acids.
AUGAAAGAGACACCAAUCACUAAGGAUGCUUCAGCAACCCAGCAAAGCGAAGAGUCUGAGCAGAAAGAAAAAACAGAGAAACAAACUCAAAAAGAAGACAGACGGGGAGCUUCCUUAUCAAUACCACAGGGAUCUUUACAGCAUUUGUUCCCAGGAAGCUUUUCUUCAAAAGAUACAACAUUGCCAUUUUCAUGGUCAUUAGCCAAAGAAACGCCUUUCAAUGACUAUAUUUCUGGCUCGUGGAUUAGUGGAUUAGAUACACCAGCAAGUUUAAUAAAAACUUCUAAAGACAGUCCAGUGAAUCAUACCCAAAGAGAAAACAGCUUAGGUUCUCUGAAAGGAAUCAGCAGUUCCAUAGUUCCAAAGAAACCAACCUUGACCCAUGUUUCUGAGGCAGCUAUGAUUGAGGAAGGGGAGGAUUAUUUCCAAUCCUUGUUUGGUGGCUCAAGAAAAUUUUCUGCAUGCUCAAACUACAUGGAGAAAACUUGGAAGAAUUUUUCUAUGAUUCUUGAUGAAGUUGGUCACUCAAGAUCCAGUGCUCUUGGACAUAUUAAAAUAGCUGAUGUGAAUUUCAGAGGUUUAUAUGUGAGGUUCAUUAACUGUUCUUACGACCAAGAAAUGGAGAUUGGAGAUCAUAUUCUCCAGCAGAACUUGGAUGGCCAGACAGUUGCUUUGUUCCGAUUCCCUCCAAAUACUAUAAUGCAAGCCAAUUCCACAGUAACGGUAUGGGCAGCAGCAUCUGAAGCAAAGCAUCAGCCUCCCUCAGAUUUUCUUUGGAAGGAGCAAAAUAAGUUUAUAGCAAGUCCGACUUGUACCACAAUUCUUUGCAAACCUAAUGGUGAAGCUAUUGCCUGGUACACUCCUAUUCACUGGAAGCAAGCCUGGGAGAAAUUAGAGACCGAUAUUAAAUUUGAUAGAUGCUCAAUUGUAACUACAACAUCUCGAAGUAACAUGUUUCAGUCACCAACAUAUACAACUACAAUAACUACAGAAGAACAAGGUCAACAAGGGAGAGAUGCUGCACCAUAUCAGACGGAAAGCAUUCAAGUUCUUAAGAGAAUAAAAGAAAUCCCACCAACCCUUUUUCCCACUCACAGCCCUUGGUGUCACAGUCCUAAUGUCCCUGGACAUCCGUACUGUCCUCUGACUAAACUGCACAAUACAUGCAGUGCUGGAACACAUUUGAACAGAAAGCCCAGGCCUAAAUCAGCCAGGCCUAAUCCAGCUUCAGAAAAAAAUGGUUCCCCACCCCUACACCCCCAUGGGGGCCACAGCAAGAAGGACUUGGAUCUCUCCAAGCUGCCCCCUUCACUGCUCCAAAGACUCCUAGACAACCACUCAGUCUCUCUGGAUGGGCUGAGCCAGGCCAGCAUGGGUUCCAAGGAGUCAUCAUAUCCCCAGAAACGUGCCAUGCACAACUUCUUUGUGGGGCUUAUGGGCAAGAGGAAUAUCCAGCCAGAUACUCCUCUUGAUGUGAGCCAAGAGAACGUCCCCAGCUUUGGCAACCAUAAGUCUCUUCCUAAAGCAGAGUGA